UCUAUGCCUCAGGAAGAGCAGUCACCUGGGAUGGACACUCGACCAGGUGAAGAACCCUUAGAUAAGCAAAAUGAAAAACAGAAAAAGGAGGAAGAGGGGAUGGAGUUUAAGGAACUGGAAGGGCUGAGGGAAGCCUUGGCAAACCUGAGGGGGCUGUCCGAGGAGGAGAAGGGUGAGAAGGCAAUGCUUUGCUCCCGUAUCCAAGAGCAGUCCCAGCUCAUCUGCAUUCUGAAGCGGAGGGCCGAUGAGGCCCUGGAACGCUGCCAGAUCCUGGAACUGCUCAAUUCAGAGCUGGAGGAGAAGAGGAUGCAGGAGGCACAAAAGUUGAAAGCCCAAAGUGAGCAUGCCCUGAAACUGGAGGACCGUUUCAGGACCUUGGCAGCCAACCACGAGUUGAUGAUCCGCUUUAAGGAUGAAUACAAGAGUCAGAACAUCAAGCUGAAGGAAGACAAUGAGAAGCUGAAAUUGGAGAACAGCAAUCUCUUCAGCCAGGCUCUGAAGGACAAGGAGGCCAAAGUAUUGCAGCUGACCACUAAGAGCGAGGCACUCACCAAGGAGCUGGAGGCUCUGAAAGAGAGGUGUGCUCAGGAUGCCUGCCAGGCACAGGCCCGAGAAAAGGAGCUGUUGGAGCUACAGAGCCAGCAGGACUUCGCCCACAACAAGGAGACAGAGCAGCUGCGCAGCCAGCUGCAGAGCCUCCAGCAGCAGUACCAACAGGCCAUUGAACAGAUGGCAAAGGCCCAGGAGACACACAGCAGCCUGAGUCAGGAGCUGCAGGACAGGCUGCAGACCAUCACUCAAGAGAAAGAGGAGCUUCUGCAGCUGUCCAUGGAGAGGGGCAAGGUGCUUCAGAACAAACAGGCAGAGAUCCGGCAGCUUGAGGAGAAGUUGGAGGCAGCAGAUAUGGCUAGGAGGCAUGCACUAGAGCGCUUUGAGCAAGAGGCAGUGGCUGUAGACAGCAACUUGAGAGUCCGGGAACUUCAGCGCAGAAUGGAUGGGAUCCAAAAGGCCUAUGAUGAACUCAAGCUGCAGUCAGAAGCCUUCAAAAAGCACAGCCUGGAUCUUUUAAGCAAGGAGAGAGAACUCAAUGCCAAACUCCGCCAUCUCUUUCCAUAA
Molecule: messenger RNA, 1116 nt
Organism: Urocitellus parryii (Arctic ground squirrel)
Lineage: Eukaryota; Metazoa; Chordata; Mammalia; Rodentia; Sciuridae
Gene: Ccdc89
Product: coiled-coil domain containing 89
Source: RefSeq, a predicted model, not a curated record